Molecule: messenger RNA, 852 nt
Organism: Aureobasidium subglaciale EXF-2481
Lineage: Eukaryota; Fungi; Ascomycota; Dothideomycetes; Dothideales; Saccotheciaceae
Exons: 2
Coding region: 1-852 (283 amino acids)
Biological process (GO): mRNA splice site recognition
Cellular component (GO): U1 snRNP; U2-type prespliceosome
Molecular function (GO): mRNA binding
Source: RefSeq, a predicted model, not a curated record
AUGGCAGCUGAGCAGAGAAAACUGCUGGAGCAGCUCAUGGGCGAGCAGUUGCUGGCUGGUCCUGGCGCGUCACGCGCUCCUCAACUCUCCAUCACUGAUCCAAAGGUGUGCCGCUCCUACCUUGUCGGCACCUGUCCUCACGACCUGUUUACCAACACCAAACAAGAUCUCGGCCUGUGUCCCAAGACUCACAGCGAAGCCUUGAAGUCAGAGUACGAAAACGCAGACGACCAGCAAAAGCGCAAAUGGGGCUUCGAUUUCGACUACAUGCGAGACAUGCAAAAAUACAUCGACGACUGCAACAGGCGCAUAGACAGCGCCCAGCGCAGACUGGAAAAGACGCCUGAUGAGAUCCGCCAGACGAACGCUCUCUUGAAACAGAUUGGCGAACUAUCGCGCAAUAUCGAGGACGGUCUGGUCGAAGUUCAGAUCCUGGGCGAAUUGGGUGGUGUUAAUACCGCCGUCACAGAAUACUUCCGUAUCAGGCAGCAAAAGCAGUUGAAGGAGGAUCGCGAACGUGAGCUCAAGGCUCUCUCGGAUACUUCAGGUCCAUCGGGUCACCAAAAGCUUCAGGUCUGCGACGUUUGCGGCGCAUACCUCAGUAGACUGGACAACGACCGUAGACUGGCAGACCACUUCUUCGGAAAAAUGCAUCUUGGUUAUGCCCAAAUGCGCAAGACAUAUCAGCAAUUACAAAAAGACCUGCAAGGACGACAACCGCCGAUUCGCGAGGAGCCUGCUGGGCCAAGGGGUGGUUACGAUGAUCGAGACUAUGGCCGUAGCGGUGGCUAUGGAAGACGUGGUGGAGGUGGCGGCGGUGGCUUUGGCAGAAGAGGCGGUGGCAGAUGGUAA